CCGAUCUCUCUAUCUCUCCCAACCCAAACCCUAACCCUCGAAUCGAAGCAACCAGCCGGCGGCCAUGGGGCAGGGUUCUCCAGGCGGCAUGGGCAAGCAGGGCGGUCUCCCCGGUGACCGCAAGCCGGGCGACGGUGCCGCCGGCGACAAGAAGGACAAGAAGUUCGAGCCCCCCGCCGCACCGUCGCGCGUGGGGCGCAAGCAGCGGAAACAGAGGGGGCCCGAGGCGGCGGCGCGGCUGCCCCCCGUGGCGCCGCUCUCCAAGUGCCGCCUCCGCCUUCUCAAGCUGGACCGCGUCAAGGACUACCUUCUCAUGGAGGAGGAGUUCGUCGCGAGCCAGGAGCGGCUGCGCCCCAGCGAAGACAAGACGGAGGAGGACCGAUCUAAGGUCGACGACCUCCGCGGCACCCCUAUGAGCGUUGGCUCGCUCGAGGAGAUCAUCGACGAGAGCCACGCGAUCGUCUCGUCGUCCGUUGGGCCUGAGUACUAUGUCAGCGUACUGUCGUUCGUCGACAAGGACCAGCUGGAGCCGGGAUGCUCCAUACUGAUGCAUAACAAGGUUCUCUCGGUGGUUGGAAUUUUGCAAGAUGAAGUCGAUCCUAUGGUUUCUGUCAUGAAAGUUGAGAAGGCACCUUUGGAGUCUUAUGCUGACAUUGGUGGAUUGGAUGCCCAAAUUCAAGAGAUCAAAGAGGCAGUGGAACUUCCGUUGACACAUCCUGAGCUAUAUGAGGACAUUGGGAUCAGGCCUCCGAAGGGAGUCAUUCUAUAUGGGGAACCUGGAACAGGGAAAACUCUACUUGCAAAGGCUGUUGCCAAUUCUACAUCAGCAACAUUCUUGCGUGUUGUUGGGAGUGAGUUGAUCCAGAAGUACCUUGGUGACGGCCCCAAGCUUGUAAGAGAACUGUUUAGGGUGGCUGAUGAUCUGUCUCCUUCAAUUGUCUUUAUUGAUGAGAUUGAUGCAGUUGGAACAAAGAGGUAUGAUGCUCAUUCAGGUGGUGAGCGUGAGAUUCAGAGAACCAUGUUGGAGUUGUUAAAUCAGCUCGAUGGUUUUGAUUCAAGAGGAGAUGUGAAGGUUAUUCUAGCGACAAACCGCAUUGAGAGCCUUGACCCAGCCUUGCUUCGACCAGGCCGAAUAGACAGAAAGAUUGAAUUUCCCUUGCCAGAUAUUAAAACACGACGGCGUAUCUUUCAGAUACACACUGCCAAGAUGACAUUGGCAGAAGAUGUGAACCUGGAAGAGUUUGUGAUGACCAAAGAUGAGUUUUCUGGUGCUGAUAUCAAAGCCAUUUGUACUGAAGCUGGAUUGCUUGCCUUGAGAGAGCGCAGGAUGAAGGUGACACAUGCUGACUUCAAGAAGGCCAAGGAGAAGGUAAUGUUCAAGAAGAAGGAAGGUGUACCGGAGGGGUUGUACAUGUGAGACUGUUCACACCUGUCGCCGCCAGCAUUACCUCCGGGUUCGCAUGGUAGUCUAAUACUGGAGGAUUGGAGUUUGUGUUUUGUUUAAAAUGGUCGGAGUAUUACUUGCCUCUACCUACGUUUUAUUCAGCAAUCCCCAACUUAAAACAGCCCUCCUCUACUGCGACCACCUGAAAUGCAGUGAUGAAUCAAGUUAAUAGUGGUUAAAUGGUGCUCUGCUAGUUUGGUCGGAAGGCACAUUUUGUGUUUGUAAAAUAUUGAAUUCCCAUGGCUUGAAAUGAACCAUUGAUUGAUUUUUCUUA
Molecule: messenger RNA, 1718 nt
Organism: Triticum dicoccoides
Lineage: Eukaryota; Viridiplantae; Streptophyta; Magnoliopsida; Poales; Poaceae
Product: 26S proteasome regulatory subunit 4 homolog
Exons: 6
Coding region: 65-1417 (450 amino acids)
Molecular function (GO): ATP hydrolysis activity; ATP binding
Source: RefSeq, a predicted model, not a curated record